ACUUAUAAACGCCAUUAAUGGUAAUGGGUAGCGGUGGAUGAAACUCCACAUAUCAAACAUACAGCCAGAAACUCACUUCAGUCCCCUUACAUAAAUACUCCCAUAGAGGUGUACCCAGUCCAAGUUAAAACCUAUUUCCUGCCAUGCCUCCUUCAAGUAAUGCUUAUCAAUGGCUAAGCCUUGUAGGGAUAAUAUGGCUUCAGUCUGUGAAUGGAACAAACACCAACUUUCCUGCUUACUCAUCCCAACUCAAACAGCUCCUUUCCAUGUCUCAACUGCAGCUCAAUAAUCUUGCCUUCGCUUCAGAUGCUGGAAAACUAUUUGGUUUCUUCUCAGGCAUUGCUUCUUUUUACCUUCCCCUGUGGCUAGUUCUCUUGAUUGGUGCUACUCUUGGUUUGAUUGGUUAUGGAGUGCAAUAUCUCUUCUUAACAAGCUAUAUUUCCUCUCUUUCCUACGCCCAUAUUUUCUUGCUGACUGUUGUAGCAGGAAACAGCAUUUGUUGGAUCAACACAGUUUGUUAUGUAGUUACUAUCCGUAACUUCCCAUCUGAUCGCCAGGUUGCUGUGGGAUUAACCACCAGCUAUCAAGGAUUAAGUGCUAAAAUAUAUACAGUACUUGUAGAUGCCUUGUUCUUUUCUUUCCCUGCUAAAAGAGCUAAAGCUUAUCUUCUUCUUAACUCUAUACUGCCCCUUGUGGUUUCUGCAAUAGCAGCACCAGUAGUUAGAGACAUUAACAUAGGAUAUGGUAAAAAAAUGAGAACUGGGUUCAUGAUAAUGUUUUUCAUAACAAUAGCAACUGGCGUCUAUGCUGUAAUAACCAGCUUAGGGGGAAGUGGGUUACCACCAUUGGGCAAUGCAAUUGGCGUUAUGCUACUUUUAUUGGCUCCAUUUGUGAUCCCAAUGGCAGUAAAGAUCAGAGAAGUGUUACUAUCAAAGUGGUUGCUGAUAAACACAGAGGCAAAGGUUUAUAAUUUUACUGCAGAGGAGAAUGUUGAUGUGGAAAGAAUGGAGAACAGUGUGAAAGAAGGAGAGGACGACAGGAAGGAAAGUAGUGAGGAAGGCGUGAAGGACGAAAUUGGGGUGAAGAUGAUGUUGAAAAGGGUGAAUUUUUGGUUAUAUUUUACAGUAUAUUUAUGUGGUGCAACGCUUGGCCUUGUUUACUUGAAUAAUUUGGGACAAAUAGCAGAGUCUCGGGGCUACUCCGGAACUUCUUCUCUUGUUUCUUUGUCUUCCUCAUUUGGCUUCUUUGGUCGUCUCAUGCCUUCUCUAGUAGACUACUUUUUCUCAAGGAGUAGGCAUUUGAUUUCAAGACCUGCUUCUAUAGCAGCGCUAAUGGCUCCAAUGACAGGAGCUUUCUUCUUACUCCUCAACAAAUCCAACAUUUCGCUCUACAUUAGCACUGCAAUUAUUGGUGUUUGCACUGGAGCAAUUACUUCAAUUUCAGUAUCUACAACCACUGAGCUGUUUGGCACCAAGAAUUUCAGCAUUAACCACAAUGUUGUGGUUGCCAAUAUUCCAAUAGGUUCCUUCAUCUUUGGCUCCUUAGCGGCUGUUAUUUAUCACAGGGAAGGUGAUGGAGAAGGGAAGUGCAUAGGUCUUAGAUGUUACACAAAUACUUUCAUCAUCUGGGGUUCACUUUGCUUUCUUGGGGCUUUCCUUGCUCUAAUUCUGCAUGUCCGGAUCCGAAAAUUCUGCUCUGAAAAAUUAUAGACAGAGAAAUUCUUAGAUAAACUCUGUCUGUUAAAAAAGAUCCUCCAAUGACUCAUAUAUAAAUACAUAUAAAUGGAAUAUCAAUAGUCAAACAUAUCAAUGACUUAGUACUCAAGUACAUAUUUUGUAGCUUAGGCUGUGCAGAUCUUUAAGCCAUAUGUAACCCAAAAAGAGAAACAAAAUACAAAAAGAAAUAGAAAGUUUUAGUUGUUAAUAUGUAUGUAUCAGAGAUGGAAUCCGAGACUUAUAGUGAUACAUCAAUAUAAUUAUUCUGAUCUAAA
Ricinus communis (castor bean) is the source of this 1990-nucleotide messenger RNA. RefSeq names its product protein NUCLEAR FUSION DEFECTIVE 4. NCBI's taxonomy places the organism in Eukaryota, Viridiplantae, Streptophyta, Magnoliopsida, Malpighiales, Euphorbiaceae. The record is from RefSeq and is a predicted model, not a curated record. The transcript has 2 exons. Gene Ontology annotation, cellular component: membrane. Bases 144 to 1709 code for a protein of 521 amino acids.